Ricinus communis (castor bean) is the source of this 2123-nucleotide messenger RNA. RefSeq names its product ankyrin repeat-containing protein ITN1. Bases 311 to 1888 code for a protein of 525 amino acids. NCBI's taxonomy places the organism in Eukaryota, Viridiplantae, Streptophyta, Magnoliopsida, Malpighiales, Euphorbiaceae. The transcript has 2 exons. Gene Ontology annotation, molecular function: protein binding. The record is from RefSeq and is a predicted model, not a curated record.
UUUAUAUAAUUAAAUAAUCAAACAAAGUUUAAUCUAAAAGUUUUGGAAAUUUAAUUUACCAUUAGAUGUUAGGUUUACAUUAAAACCAAACUAUCAUAAGAAAUUGCAAGUUGUACUAAAACCCUUUCUUAAAUAGAUUGACUUGACUAUAGAGAGAGUCUAACUACAUUUUGCCCACCAAAGGUUCAACUUUCAGCUUGAAUUCCACUACGUAAAAACAAUACAUAUAUAUCUUCAUAUAUAAUUCCCAAGCGAAACACACAUCCGAUAUCACCAUUUGCAUCGUCUUCGAUUUCAAGAAACCGACGAAAUGUCUGUAGCAAACCUGAGCACCUCAGUCGAAACCGACCAGCUGAUGAUUCUUUGCAAAGUAUCAUUGAGAGGGGAUGUGCCUGCCUUAGAAGCAUUGCUUCAAGAAGAUGAGCUCAUUCUUGAUAGGGCCUCAGUUACAUGCUUCCAUGAAACUCCCUUACACAUAGCUGCAAUGCUUGGUCACCUCCAUUUUGCCCGAGCACUUCUUAGUCGAAAGCCUAAACUUUCCAAUGAAUUGGACUCUCAUCGUCGGUUGCCUCUUCACUUGGCUUCCGCAGAGGGCUAUCUCGAUAUUGUGAAAGAAUUGUUAGAUGCAAGUCCUGACGCCUGCUCUGCUCGUGAUCAAGAAGGCAGAAUCCCGCUGCACUUGGCAGCUAUAAAAGGAAGAAUUGAUAUUAUGAAAGAACUGCUCAGAAUUUGUCCAGAUUCAAUGACCGAGAAACUGGAUCAUGGAAAGACAAUCUUGCACUUGUGUGUAGAAUAUAACCGGCUGGAAGCUCUAAAGUUAUUGGUUGAAACAGCAAGAGAUGAUGAGUUUGUUAAUGCCUCAGAUGACAAUGGCAACACUAUUUUGCACCUUUCUGCAAUCCUCAAACAAGUGGAGACUACAAAAUACUUGCUUUUGGAGACGAGCAUCAAAACAAACGCAAAUGCCUUGAACAGAAAUGGUUUUACUGCACUGGAUGCUGUAGAGCAUAGCCCAAAGGAUUCAAAAGGCCUGGAGAUACAGAUCAUUCUUCUUGAAGCUGGUGUUCACAGGAACAGAGUCCUCAAUAAUCUCCCAUCAACAUUAUCAUCAUCAUCAGCAGCAGCAGCAAAUGGAUGCUAUUUCAUUAGAAAGUGCAAAAUCAUGGAUAGAUACUUCAUAAAUGUUGGCAAGCGGUUGGAAGAGGCACGCGGAAAUAUACUUGUAGCAGCUACUGUGACAGCUAGUAUAACUUUCCAAGCUGGGAUAAGCCCACCAGAUAUUAAAGCUGAUGGGCAAAAGGACACAAAUUUAGUUGCUCUUCCACCAGUUGCUCCUGAAAAUUUUAUUGACGGUCUUCAAUAUUUGACCCGCCGGGGUUCAGAUUUAACUUUCUGGUACUACAACACCGUCUCUUUGAUGCUCUCCCUUGUAUUGAUCCUGUUGAUGCUUAGUGGAAUCCCUUUCAGAAAUAAAUUUUCAAGAAUUUUCCUAGUAGUAGUCAUGUGCUUCACUGUCCUAUACAUAUCACAAGCCUAUUUCUUUGCUGCGGCGUUGCACUUUCCGGAGCAGUAUCAGUGGCAUAGUGCAGCAGGGCUAUCAUUGUUGGUAAUUGCACUUACAGUUCCUUUAUUGUUUUACUCAAUAAUAUUGUUACAUGUCGUUGCCUCUCUGAUCUACCUGGUUCGGAUGAUCUGGAAAUUUAUCUGUAGAUUAAGUCAAAACGCAUUGCGUUUUAUUAGGAGUGUUUUCUGUAGCUGGCAUAAUUCAAGUUAUUCGGUUCAGGAUAAGAAGGUUCACAGGUUUUGGUGUAAGAUUAGGAACAAGAACAGAGAAUUACAGGACCAGCAAACCACAACCUCGGGAGAACAAAUUAAUAGCUUGAUUUAGGACUGAGCCUGUUUAUGUAUUUGUGAUAUUGCAUGACUUUCUUAUUAGUACUAGACAAGAAUUUUCCCUGUUCAAGUUAAACACAAGAAUUUUCUCCAAUGCUAUUAUGACCUGAAUGCCAAAAACAUGAGCGUGAUAGCGAUGGCCUGCGCUAGAAGCCACACAUAACUUGUCCUUGAGAGGAAAUUCACCAACAACCAAACCUAUGACGCAGUGUGAUGCAUACAAAGCCACG